AUGUUCCGUGCCACCUCCGGCGCCGUCCGCCGCUUCUCCUCUGCCGCCAACAUGCGCCAGGCCACCAAGUACGUCGAGACCGUCCGUGCUGGCCCUGGUCGCCCGACUCCCCCGAUGCUCGAGUCCGAGCGCGCCGCCAUCGAGCGCGCUGCCAUCGCCGCCAACCUCUGGUACAAGCUUACCUGGUUCGGUGCCAUCCCGUUCACCUUCAUCAGCGCUGCCGUGAUCUUCGCCAACCUUGAGCACCAGCACCUUGAUGAGACCAACUACGUUGCCUACCCCUACCUCAACUGGCACCUUGGUCCCUUCCCGUUCGGCAACGGCCUGCGUUCUCUCUUCUGGAACGACAACAACAACUACAACCCCGCUCUUGCUGAGCUCCUCAAGAAGGAGGCUGAGUCGGUUGCCUCGAGCCCGACCAUUCCCACCGGCCUCAAGACCGCCUUCGUCAACUACCCCACUUACGAGUAG
Molecule: messenger RNA, 471 nt
Organism: Fonticula alba
Lineage: Eukaryota; Rotosphaerida; Fonticulaceae
Exons: 3
Coding region: 1-471 (156 amino acids)
Biological process (GO): mitochondrial electron transport, cytochrome c to oxygen
Cellular component (GO): mitochondrial inner membrane
Molecular function (GO): enzyme regulator activity
Source: RefSeq, a predicted model, not a curated record